UGAUACUCAAGGACUCCGCUCAUGUAUACGUCGAAGGUGGUCGAAAACUGCAAUAUUCCACAGUGACCUAAGAGUCAACCGUAGUCGGCCGCAAGUCCGAAUUUGAGAGCAGUUGAUCGAAAGAUUGACCAUCCGGCCCAUACACCAUGUCCUUUACGUUUAUUGUCAUGACGAUGCUCCUGGGCUCUUCGAUGGUGUUUGCAUUUGUCUUGCUGCCAUCCGAGGAAGUUUCUGCUGCCCCUGCGAACUCUCCUGUGUCGCAGCACAGGUGCUCGGGGGGGUCAUUGCAGUCCAUCAGACAGAGUCUCCUCGAGGGCCUCAACUUGCAGGCUGAGCCACAGCUGCCUGCUGGUGGGCUGGACGGUAUCGGAGAGCAAUGGAGGACCACCUUCGGCUCCAUUGCUCACAGAGUGAAGGACAAUGGUGUUCCAGUGGCCUCUGGCAACUCUGUGUCCCCUGAUGGUGGAAACAGUACAGACCUGAAGUGCUGUUCCAUGGCCUCUGAGAUCUUCAUGAAAGAUCUGGGCUGGGAUAACUGGAUGAUCCAUCCUGCCAGCCUGACCAUCGUCCAGUGUGCACUCUGCAACCCCGCAGGGCACCCUGUGCAAUGUCCACCAUCCCUAACCAUCCCUAAUGCCAGUACUCAGGUGCCAUGUUGUCAGCCCACCUCCCUCCAAAUGGUGCCUGUUCUCUAUGUGGAUGAUUUCAGCACCCUCGUCAUCUCCUCCGUGCAGCUGGCCAGCAGCUGCGGGUGUGGGCCUAGUAACCUCCAGCAGCCAGGCACAAAGUAAAGUUUGUUUUAUAGUUCUGUGUAUGUGAACCACCUGGUGCACACACUCACACAAAAUACAGAAAAGUUAGUGAUACAUUAUA
Messenger RNA from Trematomus bernacchii (emerald rockcod), 873 nucleotides. RefSeq names its product growth/differentiation factor 5-like. Gene Ontology annotation, molecular function: growth factor activity; cytokine activity. The record is from RefSeq and is a predicted model, not a curated record. NCBI's taxonomy places the organism in Eukaryota, Metazoa, Chordata, Actinopteri, Perciformes, Nototheniidae. Gene Ontology annotation, biological process: BMP signaling pathway; SMAD protein signal transduction. Bases 147 to 791 code for a protein of 214 amino acids. Gene Ontology annotation, cellular component: extracellular region. The transcript has 6 exons.